This is a messenger RNA of Tricharina praecox, 4269 nucleotides long. RefSeq names its product ABC multidrug transporter Mdr1. The transcript has 6 exons. Lineage: Eukaryota; Fungi; Ascomycota; Pezizomycetes; Pezizales; Pyronemataceae. Gene Ontology annotation, molecular function: ATP hydrolysis activity; ATP binding; ABC-type transporter activity. Gene Ontology annotation, cellular component: membrane. Gene Ontology annotation, biological process: transmembrane transport. Bases 192 to 4094 code for a protein of 1300 amino acids. The record is from RefSeq and is a predicted model, not a curated record.
AGAACUCAUAAAGAACGCGUCUUCCCGAACUCUGAAAGUGACAAGCGCGCUAGCUACCGAUCUCCCGUCACCCCCCCACCCUUCACAUCCAUCAGGACAACCAUCCGCUGCAUAGACUGAGGCCUACGGCAAGGGUAUUCGCACUCACGGCCACCUCUACCGAAGAAAAUAAACAUCGUCGCUGCCCGGAUAUGGAGGAGAAGACCGUCUCGGCGGUUGGCCCCGCUGCCGGAAAAGCCGACGAAUACGGCUCGCCCGGUGUGGCUGGAGAGCCUAAGGACGCUGUGGUGAUCGAAACCGGCACCAAUGGGAAGGAGCUGGACGACAAAGACAAGAAGAAGCAGGAAGAGGAAGAAGGAGGGGGGGCUGGCGAUUACUUCAAACUCUGGUCCUAUGCGGAGCCCGUCGACCGCCUCCUCCAUACUAUCGGCUUCAUCGCAGCGAUCGGUGCCGGUGCUGCAUUGCCACUCAUGACCCUCAUCUUUGGUGAAUUCGUCAACAUCUUCAACGACUGGGGCCAGUUCGAUGCCGAUGGAAAUCCACGAGUUACACCAGAGGAAUUCCGUCGUGGAAUCAACAAGAACGCACUCUGGUUUGUAUACCUGUUCAUCGGCAAGUUCACUUGUGUCUAUCUGCACACUACCUGCUUCACCAUCGCCGCCACCCGCUUGACCCGUGGUCUACGACUGGCAUACGUCCGCUCCAUCCUGCGUCAGGAGAUCGCCUACUUCGAUACGUGUACUCCCGGCUCCGUGGCAACCCGGAUCUCGACGAACGCCAAUCUAAUUCAGACCGGAUUGGGCGAGAAGGUCGGCAUUGCGACCCAAGGCUUUGCGAUGUUGAUUUCCGCCUUCGUCGUCGCUUUCACGCAAAACUGGAAGCUGACGCUGGUAACUGCUACCACCUUACCAGCCGUCAUUAUUCUCGUCGGUAUCACCGUCGUCUUCGAUCAGAAGCUGGAGGCUAAGAUCCUCGAUGUUUACUCCAAAGCGGGAGGUCUCGCCGAGGAGGCGCUCAGUAGUGUCCGGAAUGUGGUCGCCUUUGGUGCCCACGACAAGCUCAUGCAAAAGUAUGGUGUCUAUCUGGAUGCAGCCAAGGUAUUCGGAGUCAAGAAAGGUCCGCUCCUAGGAGUUCAAUACAGUAGUGAAUUUAGCGUCAUGUAUAGCGCGUACAGUUUGGCCUUUUACUACGGUAUUCAACUGCUACUGAGAGGAGAGAUCGCCGAUGGCGGUACUGUCGUUACCGUCUUCUUUUCCUGCAUUUUCGCAACGUCAAGUUUGACCAUCAUCGCACCCAGCGUGGGAGACUUCACGAAAGCCGCCGCCGCGUCCAAAGACGUUCUUCAGAUGAUCGCUCGCGAACCCAUCAUCGAUUCGGCUUUCACCGGGGGCAUCAAACCCGAGAAGGUCAACGGUCGCAUCGAGCUCCGAAAUGUCAACUUCAAGUACCCGGCACGACCGACCGUGCAGGUCCUAGAUAACGUCAGCAUGGUCUUCGAGGAGGGAAAGACUACAGCCCUCGUCGGAGCAAGUGGCAGCGGCAAGAGUACCAUCAUCGCCCUCGCCGAAAGGUGGUACGAUCCCGAGAGUGGAGACGUGUUGAUGGAUGGUCACAACGUAAAGGACUUGAACCUCAAGUGGUUGCGCACGCAGAUCGGUCUGGUGCAGCAAGAGCCCGUACUGUUCAACGACACUGUUUACGCCAACGUCGCCCAUGGGCUCUACGGCACCGAGAUGGCCAACCUUCCCGAGGAGGAGAAACGCCGGCUGGUCAAGGCGGCAUGUACAGAAGCCAAUGCGGAUUCCUUCAUCGAGGCUUUGCCCGAGGGAUACGACACCGUGGUGGGUGAGCGGGCAUCCUUGAUGAGUGGAGGUCAGAAGCAGCGAAUCGCCAUCGCCCGUAGUAUCAUCGCGAACCCUCGGAUCCUUCUUCUGGAUGAGGCUACGUCGGCCCUAGACCCCAAGGCGGAAGGAAUCGUUCAGGCAGCGCUGGAUCAGGCGGCCAAGUCGCGCACAACUAUCGUCGUGGCUCAUCGGCUUUCCACAGUCAAAAAGGCGGACAAGAUCAUCGUCAUGAACAGAGGCGCCAUCAUCGAACAAGGAACUCACGAGAGUCUGAUCGCCGAACAAGGAGCCUACUAUCGUUUGGUCGGUGCGCAGAAACUUUCGGUCGUAUCGGAGGCCGCGGACGACCAGGCGGACGACGACAGCAGCAUCGAAUCGGGGCACGAAUUGGUCGAUAUCGACAGGGUUGAAACCAGACACUCGACCUGGAGCGUCAAGUCCGAACUGAAAUACACAGAUUUAUCGCGCACGUUUGGCCUGUUCAAGUGUCUCUGGAUCAUCUUCUCCCAACACAAACAUCUUUGGGCCUGGUUCCUGGCCGGGGUCACUGGUUGCGUGAUGGGUGGUGCUGUCUUCCCUGCACAGGCCAUCCUCUUCUCUCGUAUCGUCACCGUCUUUACACUUACCGGUAGCAAGCUCGAGGAGCGUGGCAACUUUUGGGCACUGAUGUUCUUUUUCCUGGCAAUCGGAACGUUCUUCGCGUAUGCUUCCAUUGGCUUCGUGUGGACCACCGUGGCUUUCAUCAUAGGUCGAGUUCAUCGGGGUGAAUAUUUUAAUGCGAUGAUCACCCAAGACAUUGCGUUCUUCGAUAUCCCCGAAAACUCAUCGGGGUCUCUGACCGGAAGGCUUUCGUCCGAUCCGCAAGCUCUUCACGACCUGAUCCAAGGCAACCUAGGUCUCAUCAUCGUCGUCAUCGUCAACCUUCUCUCGUCCUGCAUCUUGUCGUUGGUCAUCGGGUGGAAGCUAGCCCUUGUCGCAAUCUUUGGUUGCCUUCCGCCGCUUUUCUUUGCUGGCUUCACUCGCAUGCGGCUCGAGAUGUCAUCGCAGGAGCGUGUCAGCAAGUUCUUCCUCGAGAGCACUCGGUUCGCAUCCGAAGCUGUCGGGGCGAUCCGCACGGUUCAAUCAUUGACACUCGAAGACGGCGUUAUGGAUCGGUACGCCGAGCGGCUUAACGGCCCGGUCAGAAGCGCAUACAAGCGUACAGCAUGGAUCAUGAUCCUCUUUGGACUCAGCGAGAGUACCGACAUGCUCGGCGUCGGACUGGCUUUCUGGUACGGUGGACGUCUCAUCAGCUUCGGCGAGUACGAUCCGACCAAGUUCUUUGUGGUCUUUAUAGCCGUUGUAUUCGGCGGACAGGCUGCUGGUUUUCUUUUCGGCUUCACGACCAACCUCACGAAGGCACACGCCGCCACAAACAACAUCAUCCACCUGCGGGAUGCCAAGCCGACCAUCAACGGAUCGACUGGAGCCGACAUGCCCCCUACACCGGAGAUGGGUGCUCCGGUGAUCGAAUUCUGCGAUGUUCGGUUCACAUACCCGACUCGGCCGUCGGUGUCUGUUCUUCGACACUGCAAUCUCACCAUCAUGCGCGGCCAGCGCGUCGGGCUGGUCGGUGCGUCCGGCUGCGGCAAAACCACCAUCAUCUCGCUGUUGGAGCGCUUCUACGAUACCACCUCGGGCGAGAUCUUGAUCAAUGGUGCUCCGCUCGCGUCGCUCGAUGUACACAAGUACCGCGCUACGUUGGCACUUGUCGCCCAGGAGCCUACUCUGUACCAAGGAUCCGUUCGGGAUAACAUUACUCUCGGCACGCCCGCUGGCGAGGUCUCGGAUGAAACAGUGGAGAACGCCGCCAAAUCUGCAAACAUCCACGCAUUCAUAAUGAGUCUUCCGCAAGGCUACGCAACGGACGUCGGAACGAAGGGAGUGGCGCUCUCGGGGGGCCAGCGGCAGCGCCUCGCCAUUGCCCGCGCGCUGAUCCGUGAUCCGGAGGUGCUGCUCCUCGACGAGGCGACCAGCGCGCUAGAUACCCAGAGCGAGCGUGUCGUCCAGGAGGCUAUCGAUGCUGCAUCCAAGGGCCGUACUACGAUCGCCGUCGCGCAUCGUCUGAGUACUAUCCGCCAUUACGACCGGAUCUUUGUCUUUGAUGCCGGCCGUGUAGUCGAGGACGGCUCGCACGAGGAGCUGGUCGAGAAGAGGGGCCGGUAUUGGGCUAUGUGUCAGGGACAGAGCUUGGAUCGCGAGGCUGUUUAGGUUCGCGAUGCUAAUGAUGGUAAUGGAAGAACGAUACUGUAAUAUUAGACGCUUUUUUCUUCUUUUUCUUCUUUCUUGCCUAGCAUACCGUGGUUGUGGCAUUUAUGUUUUGAUAGGGUGGUGAUGUUGGCAAUAUAUCCAGUCCCGAGAGGGGGAUGGGGGUUAUAUUUCUGCG